Messenger RNA from Austrofundulus limnaeus, 2371 nucleotides. RefSeq names its product shugoshin 1 (gene sgo1). Gene Ontology annotation, cellular component: chromosome, centromeric region; nucleus. Gene Ontology annotation, biological process: meiotic chromosome segregation. The transcript is spliced from 10 exons. The record is from RefSeq and is a predicted model, not a curated record. NCBI's taxonomy places the organism in Eukaryota, Metazoa, Chordata, Actinopteri, Cyprinodontiformes, Rivulidae. The coding region runs from base 151 to 2085 and encodes 644 amino acids.
UCAGCAGUCGCGGCUCCGAAUUCGAACAUCAACCAACUGAAAGGAAGCUGUGAUGAAAUGGAUUGUUUUGCUGCAUAUUUUUCUUCUUUUCUAUCUUAAAAACAUUUAAAGUAAAAUUCCCUGGUUAUACAGUUUCUGACCUGCUAAGCCAUGGACAGAGAGCGGCCUCAGAAGAAAUCCUUCCAGCAGACUCUGGAAGACAUCAAGGAACGGAUGAAGGAGAAGAGGGUUAAACGAGUAGCCAGUGCUGCAAAUCCGAGCAUGAAACGAUCAAGGAUGAUAAACAAGAACAGCGGGCCCAGUUCUACACACACCAUCCUGAAAGGUGUGCAGCAGAACAACCAGCUGCUAGCUGUAGCUCUUCAAGCUGAAAAGGAGAAAGUGAGGCAGGCCCAUGCRGUGAUCCUGCAGCUGAAGGGGGAACAGCAAGCCCUGUUCCUUCACCUGCUUCUCCUGAAGAGGAAGCUGAAAGAGCAGGAAGCUCUGGCAGCCAGUACUUCAGAGGCCAAACCUGCAGACAUCCUUGUGGAAACUCAGAAGCAUCUGGAUUCAGCAAGAAGGAGCAGCCAGAAACUCCAUGAGCACAUUCUGAGUGAAGCUUCUCAGAGUUGUGCAGAUCCUUCGCCCCCAAAAACGAAUGAAGAGUUUUGUGGCAUAGAGAUUACCUUACCGUCUACUGUUGGUGUGAGGCGUCGAAACACAGACAGAAGAAGCAGGAGGAGAUCUGAGUGGCUCCGACAGCCAGCCUUGCUGAGUGAGGGAGACCCAGUUGCAGGACUUGGGGCUAUAAUACCAAGUCCUAUUCACAGUGACAGUAAAGACCUGACUGAAAACCAACAAGGAGCAGAAGCAGCAGAUCUCAGCGACACUGAGGAAAUCCAUCACUCCACUCCUGAGCCUGCCCCUACCAAAAAGUCCAAACAACCAAACAGGAAACAAACCCAGCAGCAGCCUCGCUCCAAAACAGAACCAGCUUCACAGAAACCUGAGAGAGGCCGCAAACCAGAGCGCGCCCCGUUAAAGAAACCAUGGGAGAACCCCAAACCCAGAGCCCGCUCGAAGACUCGGGAACGUGCAGCCACACGGGCCAAAACAGCACCUCCAGCACAGAGUAACAAGCUAAACACAUCACUUGGAAUGAAUGACACCUUUGACUUUGACUGUGAAGAGGCUGUCCACAUYACGCCAUUUAAGGCUAAAACAGAGGACUGUCCGCCGGCCACACCCAAAAAUGAGGAGGCACAAAUUAAAGCUGCACCGGCUGUUUCAGAACAAAGUGACACCAGCUCAUCUCCAUCUUCAGAGUCAGAGGACAGCCUUUAUGUCCCGCAGAAAUCAAGAUGGAGGCAGAUUUCUCCUGACGGGACCAAAGGGAUCACCACUCGCAAACGCUGGUCCUCGAACGUUGUCAAAAGGAAAGAAAAAAAAAGUGAGGAGUUUUCUGUUUUCACAGGUGAAGAGUCCGUUUUCAAAGUGGCCAAGCCUGAAAAGUGUGAAACUAAACUUCAUCACUUGCCUGAUUCUGCCCUCGCUAACGUCUCUGAGAGGUUGGAACAAGAAAACAGCCACGAACCUCACAGAGAGAAGAUGGAGGAGUGUUUGCUUCCUGUCAGUCCUCUGGUUGAUGCUGAGAUGAUGAGAAUAAGCAACGUCCUGUCCAAUUUUAGAAAAGACUCAUGUGAAGCGUCUUCACUUGUACCCCACCAAACGCCAUGGAGACUCAAAACAGUCCAGAAACGUGUGGGUGGUGUCAAGACAGAAGGGCGGGGCUUAGGUCUGUGUGAUGUGACCAAUAUGCAACCUACACCCUUUCGUAACUUCUCUGGCGGCUCACGUCCCUCAGAUGUUCGAUGCUCCACCCCCGUCCCUGUUCGCAAGCGGCGCUGCACCAUGACGGUCGACUAUAAGGAACCUUCAUUAAAYGCAAAACUUCGCCGUGGCGACAAAUUCACAGACACACAGUUCCUCAACUCUCCUGUUUUCAAGCAGAAGUCUGGGAGGAAGUCUGUGCAGAAGAACAAGGUGUCUGUGAGCAGCCGGCAGUCAUUAGAGAAGUACAAUGAGUCUUUUGUUGGAUGUCGCUGAAAACUGCUUUUUGGUGAUUUGUUGGUUAAGAAGUGCUUUUGUUUACCUCUCAGUGGUUUCUUUGAGCAACUGAGAUUGGUUGUAGAUUCUUUGUUGUAGUUGCUAUUGUUACUUUUUUCUUUAAAUUGUGUUUGAUUAAAUGUAGUGACAAAUGUUUCCUAAAGAUGAUCAUUUUUUUUAAUUUUUUUUAGGUUUCUUUUAUAAGGGAAAGCUGAAUAUUCACAUGUUGUUUGAUCUCCCUUUUUAACUUGUUCGUGAUAAUAAACAUUCUCCCAAACAUAAUAAA